This is a messenger RNA of Amoebophrya sp. A25, 2052 nucleotides long. NCBI's taxonomy places the organism in Eukaryota, Dinophyceae, Syndiniales, Amoebophryaceae. The record is from the annotation of a GenBank genome assembly.
CUCGUGGUCAUAGAUCAUCAUGAAUAUACCGAAUCAUUUGAGUGAGCAUCUACUUUCGGAAAUUAUAGUUGAGAGUUCCUUGAUGUUGAUCAACGGUCACGACUAUGUUUUGAUACUAACAACACCGAAUGCACCAUAAUUAUACAAAGAAGACAUGGACAAUCGGCAAGCUGCUCCUCCAGCAGCCGUGCCUGCACCUGCAGCCGCUGCUGCUCGGCCGCAACCAGCUGCGGCUGCAGCUGCAUCUUCAUCAAGCACCUCGAAUUCUCGGCUAGGAGCUCCUGGCUCAACAUCGGCAAUAAACUCCACACUGUGUAGCGAACAACCGCAAAAGAAGACGUUAUCAGACGUACUAGUGCGAGCAGGCGAGGGCUUCGAAAAUUGGAAAAAAACGAUCGUGGAGCUCGAUAGUGAGGAGAUAGCGCGUCGGCAAGCGCAGCAAGAUGCAAACUGUAGUCGGAAGUUGUCUAUGGCUCAGGUAUUAAGGACGAGAAGGAUACACAGCACUUAUACAUAGUUAGAAGUAGUUAUCAUGACGUGAUAUCUUGGUCGUGAUUUGUCGUGCGCCGGCAAUCGACGCCUUUACAUAAAAAGAGCUUGCGGCAGUGUGUAAUUUUACUAGACCAACAUCAACAAAGAUCCUGGCAGCUCACUGAUGUCGAGUGCGCUUUACAUAGUAUGUAAUUGCUAUUCCUUGACCACAUUCUUUUUCUUAUGCAUAUUUCUCGAAUCAUCUCCACCAGAUUAAUACUUGGAUUACUCUUGCGAAGUUUCGGUCUAGAGGAUCUAGCGGCAGAGUUGAUGUUUGCAAUUUCCCAAUGCCCCUGAAGUUUCUAGUGCGUGACUUCUUGGGAGAGCAGAUCCAGCAACUCAGUGCCUUGGCUGCUGAGGAGAAGGCUAGGCAGUCUCGACUUGCAUCAUUUGCGACCGAUGCUGUGGAAAAGCGAAGGAGCGCUGACCGCCUCCGGGCGGCAAACUACUACCUGGGCUAUAUCCACACCCAAGCGGCACAAGGCGUUCACCGUGUUCCGAUCACUACUGAAAUCUGUGCCGCUGCGCCCAAGAUGAGCACGGGCGAGCCUGUGCGCCUUGACAUAGUGUUCCGAAUUAUUUCCAGGAAAAGCGACUACUCUUACGCGGUGCUCGAUGGAGAAGGUGAACCAAUUGACUUUCUGGAUGACGCGAAUGUUGUGGAUGAUCUUCUGGACCCCUCAACUAGCAGGCUGCUUCCGCUCUUUAUCGGCUUCAAGAAUAGCGUCGCACCAAACGCGGAGAGCGCGUUCCACGCGGUGAACGCUGUGGAACAACUGGAGCGGGGGCGUAGAAAUGUAUCGUCUGGCCCUACAGUUCAUACCAUAGAGGCGAUAAACAAGCCUUAUUUGAGGACCCUCGUUGAGGUGAUUGCAGAAACGCAGAGGAAGGCAGCCGAAUUCCUGGUGCAGCGCUUCAAGCUGGGGCUCGCGCAUGGGAGCACAUCGCUGCAGGUCACUAGUGAACUCAUAGAGGGACUCGACUAUCCGAAGCUGCCCAAUGGGAACAUCUGCCCGCUGUCGCAUGCGCGGCUGUGCAGCGAAGUCCACAAAUCAAUCUCCGACUACGAUUCGCUCUUCUGGCAGAUCCUGAUCGUUGACAACAAAACGCCUAUGGAUGAGAUCGAUUACAAAAAAGCUGACACUGACGGCGGUACCCUCCGCACGCGAACGUGGGUUGAGCUCACUCAAAUGGAGGACCCACUGCCGUUUACAAUCGCUCUGAAGGAACCUCCACAAAACUGAGUCACAUUAAAAGAAGUGUCCAUGUAUUAUGGUGUUACACACUUCUUUAUCCUUUCAGGCAGAAACAAACGCCAACACAUCGAUAUAAUAGAACAGUUUAUAGCACGAAUGACGCAUGGGACGAAUGGCAUGAAUGGCACACCCCAACAGGCCGCAAACUUCAACUCUUCCCUAGUGCCCGUCACUCUGACACUGAUGUGGCGCCCCUCCAGGAGAGGCGGAAGCACGGUUACACCAGGAGAGCAGUGCUGUUAGUGUCGUGUGGCAGAGCAAUAAU